AUGAUAGAGCUUCUGAUAAUUUUAAUAUCGACGGGCGCGAUUGUUGGGAGUUCGUCGUCUUCCAACGACGCCGACAAUGUGUUGCACAUUGGUGGUAUAUUUCCGAUUAAUGGUGAGGGUGGAUGGCAGGGUGGCCAGGCUUGCAUGCCAGCGGUGAACUUGGCAUUAGGCGAUGUAAAUCGCGAGAAGAAUCUGUUACCCGGUUUCAUACUAAAUCUCCAUUCAAAUGACAGCGAGUGCGAGCCUGGACUCGGUGCCUCGGUGAUGUACAAUUUAUUAUACUACAAACCACAGAAAUUAAUGUUGUUAGCUGGAUGUAGUACGGUGUGUACGACUGUCGCCGAGGCGGCGAAGAUGUGGAACCUGGUAGUGCUGUGUUACGGUGCAUCGUCACCCGCGUUGUCCGAUCGAAAUCGGUUCCCGACGCUUUUUAGGACACACCCAUCGGCCACGGUGCACAAUCCCACGAGAAUCAAAUUGUUACAGAAGUUCGGCUGGUCUCGGGUGGCGAUCUUGCAGCAAGCCGAAGAAGUGUUCAUAUCUACUGUAGAAGAUUUAGAAGCGCGCUGCAAAGAGGCAGGAAUAGAAAUAGUGACGCGUCAGAGCUUCCUCUCAGAUCCAUCGGACGCUGUGAGAAAUCUGCGCCGCCAGGAUGCAAGGAUCAUCGUUGGUCUCUUCUACGUAGUAGCCGCGAGAAGAGUUCUCUGCGAACUGUACCAUCAGAAUCUCUACGGAAAGAGUUACGUGUGGUUCUUUAUCGGUUGGUACGAGGACAACUGGUUCGAAGUGAACCUGGAGAAAGAGGGUAUCACCUGUACGCGGGAUGAGAUGAGGCUCGCGGCAGAAGGACACCUAACGACAGAGGCUCUAAUGUGGAAUCAAAAUAACGACACGACAAUCAGCGGAAUGACUUCGGAGGACUUCAGACUGAGAUUGAACAAAAUGUUGAAGGAAGACGGUUACGACAUCGAUAACAAUCGAUAUCCCGAAGGAUAUCAGGAGGCACCGUUGGCUUACGACGCUGUUUGGUCGGUGGCUUUAGCGUUCAAUAAAACAAUGGAGAAGCUGAGCAAACAAGGAAAGAGUCUGAAGAACUUCACGUACACGAACAAGGAGAUAGCGGAUGAAAUUUACUCGGCGAUUAAUUCCACUCAGUUUCUCGGAGUAUCUGGAUACGUUGCAUUUAGCUCACAAGGUGACAGAAUCGCAUUGACCCAAAUCGAGCAGGUGAUCGAUGGAAAGUACGUCAAGUUAGGCUACUACGAUACGCAAAGUGACAAUCUUACUUGGAGGAAUAUGGAACGAUGGAUAGGUGGGAAGAUACCGCAAGACAGGACCAUUGUCAGAACCGUUUUGAGAACGGUUUCGUUAACCUUGUUCACAGCUAUGGGGACUAUAUCGUCUAUCGGGAUCUUGAUAGCCAUUGCACUGAUUAUUUUCAAUAUAUGGAACAGGCACAGAAGAGUGAUAAUGUCGUCGCAUCCAGUAUGCAAUACUAUAAUGUUAGUAGGAGUGAUAGCUUGUUUCGUGUCGGUAUUUCUAUUAGGUAUCGACGGUAGAUUCGUCGCACCGUGGGAAUAUCCAGCGAUCUGUCAAGCUAGAGCUUGGAUGUUGUCCACGGGUUUCACUCUAGCGUUUGGCGCGAUGUUUAGUAAAGUGUGGCGGGUCCACAGGCUUACGACAAAAACGAAGGCUGAUCAGGCGAAAUUAUUCGUGGCUAAACAAAAAGUUUCGUCCAUACAGAAGAAAGUUCAGCCGUGGAAGCUGUAUACGAUGGUAAGCGGACUGCUGGCGGUGGACAUUGUGCAGUUAGUAUUGUGGCAAGUGUUGGAUCCCUUGCAGAGGAAAAUGGAAACUUUCCCUCUAGAGUCGCCUCCGUUUGGCGACGACGACGCGAGGAUUAGACCGGAAUUAGAGCACUGCGAGAGCAUACAUAAUAGCAUUUGGCUUGGUUUGAUUUACAGCUACAAAGGAAUCAUUCUAGUGUUCGGAUUAUUUCUCGCGUACGAAACAAGGAGCAUCAAAGUGAAACAGAUCAAUGAUUCUAGAUACGUAGGGAUGUCGAUAUACAACGUGGUUGUGCUCUGUUUGAUCACAGCUCCGGUAACAAUGGUGAUCGCUAGCCAACAAGACGCAAGCUUCGCUUUCGUCGCUCUCGCUAUUAUUUUCUGUUGUUUCUUGAGCAUGGCGUUGAUCUUCGUGCCUAAAGUGAUCGAGGUGAUCAGGCAUCCGAAGGACAAAGCUGAAUCCAAGUACAAUCCGGAUGUGGGCAUGUCGAAAGAGGACGAGGAGAAGUAUCAGAAGCUUCUCUGCGAGAACGACGAGCUUCAAAAGCUUAUCGCUGCGAAAGAGGAAAAGAUCAAAGUACUGAAGUUGAUGUUGGCCGAGCGAGACGCGUUGAAAGGUGGAACCGGAAACGUCCCUAAGGACUCGUUAAUAGUCGCAGAUUUUGUGACUGGCGAGGGGACUUCCGACAGCGCAAUCGGUGGGGGUAUUUCUGUUUAUACACAAUCAUCUCGAGCUUCUGCUUCUGAAUUUGAGUUUUCAGGAUCGUACUUGUAG
Molecule: messenger RNA, 2562 nt
Organism: Habropoda laboriosa
Lineage: Eukaryota; Metazoa; Arthropoda; Insecta; Hymenoptera; Apidae
Gene: GABA-B-R1
Product: gamma-aminobutyric acid type B receptor subunit 1
Exons: 11
Coding region: 1-2562 (853 amino acids)
Biological process (GO): G protein-coupled receptor signaling pathway; gamma-aminobutyric acid signaling pathway
Cellular component (GO): G protein-coupled receptor heterodimeric complex; membrane
Molecular function (GO): G protein-coupled GABA receptor activity
Source: RefSeq, a predicted model, not a curated record